Molecule: messenger RNA, 2868 nt
Organism: Phycodurus eques (leafy seadragon)
Lineage: Eukaryota; Metazoa; Chordata; Actinopteri; Syngnathiformes; Syngnathidae
Gene: elof1
Product: elongation factor 1
Exons: 4
Coding region: 177-428 (83 amino acids)
Biological process (GO): transcription elongation by RNA polymerase II
Cellular component (GO): transcription elongation factor complex
Molecular function (GO): RNA polymerase II complex binding
Source: RefSeq, a predicted model, not a curated record
GACGCGAUGACGUCACUGCGGAAACCUAGCGCUCGGGGAAACAUUUCGUAAAACCAAGUUCAAAGAAUUUGUUGUUGUUGUGGCGGCUUUUACGAAAUAGUCAGGUUACCAAAAAAAUAUCAGACCACCGAACAACAUCUUUGAACGGGAAAAAACAUAUUCGAAGGACAACAAAAAUGGGGCGCAGAAAAUCCAAGAGAAAGCCCCCCCCCAAGAAAAAAAUGACCGGCAACUUGGACACCCAGUUCACGUGCCCGUUUUGUAACCACGAAAAGUCGUGCGAUGUGAAAAUGGAGCGAACACGGAACACAGGAAUUAUAUCAUGCAGCGUUUGCUUGGAGGAGUUCCAGACUCCUAUAACCUAUCUGUCAGAACCAGUGGAUGUUUACAGUGACUGGAUCGAUGCAUGCGAAGCAGCCAAUCAGUGAUCAUUUCCUCUCCAAUCAACUGGUACAACAACAAGUUCUUGUUUUGUUAGCACCGUCGAUACACAGUAUUUACCUAAACGCCACAUUGAGCGCUGAUUCCUAUGUCAACUGUGCCACCAUAUCGGAUGUGGCAAAAUGGUUUUUGCUUGGAGAUGGAGCAAUCGUUUGACAUUCAAAGUCAGCGCUCAUGGGAUUACCUUUCACAGGUGAGACUGAACAAGGACCUUUCAUUGUAUUUGGCCAUUUUCAGGGGCUAUGUCUUUUAAGGACAUGCAUAUCCACAGUAAGUGCAAAAUAGAAACUUAAAUUAGCUGCUAAUUUAAUAGUCACCCGGUAGCUUGCCAUAAGAAGCUGAAAACCCAAAGAAUGAAUCGACAGUAUAUGAGGUUAACAUUAGUGUGCACAAACAAUGAGCAACCCCUCUCCAACUAUUAGCAUGUAUCAAAUUAGCUUGUAGGCUGCAUCUCACUAAAGAAGUGACUUUCAGCUUUUCCCUGUCAGGCGCCGAUUUGUUUGUCUGAUGUAGGGUUACGGUUAGUUUUUUUUUAUUUUUUUAUCCGGGCUUUAAUAAACCCAUUUGCACGUGGAAUCAAGAACAGUGCGCAGAGAGCUUCGUGGAAUGGGUUUCCAUGGCCGAUCAGCUGCAUCCAAGCCACGCAUCACCAAGUGCAAAGCAAAGCGUCGGAUGCAGCGGUGUACAGCGCUCAAGAGGAAGGGAGACGCGUUCUCCGGAGUGACGAAUGAUGCUUCUCCAUCUGGCAGUCUGAUGGAUGGGUCUGGGUUCGGCAGUGAAAGGAAGCGAAUGCUUCGGCGUACCAAGGGAUUUUGUACAAUUCCAUGCUUCCAACUUUGUGGUAACAGUUUGGAAGUGGCCCUUUCCUCUUCCAACAUGACUGUGUUAAAGCGACUUAGCUGAGUUUUUCUGAUUUCCCCCCACAGCCCUAGUAUAAGCUCAACAGAGUAAGAAUGCUUGUACACAUUUAUUAGUGACUGAAGCUCAAUGACAGUAAAGCAUAAGCGCAGAUAAAUAAAUGCCUAAUGGCCACACUUGAACACAAAUACCAUGCUUGCCAGCAGAAUGAUUGCACACAAAAUGUCAAUGAAUAGAAACAUUUUCAAAGUAUUUUCUAAAAUCCCAAACCUCUGAUUUCAGCCUCUCCAGUGUGAAUACUGUACUGACCGAUUUCCUUUCGUCCUCCAUGAAAGCAGACAAAUUGUCUGAUGGGGUCUUGCUCAAGGACAGUAGCCAGAAAGCAGACGACAAUCUGUCCAACAACCAGUUGCUAUUUUUACUUUUGACAUUUGUCCCCAGUGGGUAUCGAACUCCGGCUCCAAAGUUCAAGUUCUUUCUGAUGAGGUAGUGGAGUAAACAUUCAUACUCAUCAGAUAAAAAGUUACGUACGUUUUUUUGGGGUGUCUAAUCUAUCCGUUUCCCAAAUACAUUUGUGCGCGUGUGGACGGGUAAACGGGAGGCAUUAACUUCAAGCACUCUGUAGUCCAUUUGCGUAAUUGCAUUCGUUUACAGGGCAGAACUUCCACAUCAAAUAUGGCAGACAGACUGACAUAACGCAACAAUGCGCCUAUGUAUACAGUAUCCUGUAUAUCUAUGGUUAGCACUAUGAAAUAUUUUCUUGAAAUAUGUAAUGUGUUGUUUCAUUGAACCUCAUUUAGACUUCUAAACCCUUAAUAUUUACUACAUCCAUGUAUUAAACCCAGCAUUAUGCAAGUAUGUGUUGGGAUUUGUUCUCUCUUAGGACCAAAUAGCCAUGAAACAUGAUAUUUCCGUCACUGUUCUUAUACGUUAUAUACUCACCACUGGUAUUAGUUCUCAUUAGUAUGUGAUCUUUUUCAGUGUUGAUUUUAAUCCUAUCAUUGAUACAAACGCUACUGUGUAAUACAUGCCAAUGUCUUAAGGUCAAGUGUGUACAGACAGGCAAGUGAUGAGUGAAGGGGGGCGGGGGGAAUGAUUUAUAUAUAUAUAUAUAUAUAUAUAUAAAAUGAUCGGUGUGCAGAUCUGGUAUUGUCUGUGUACCGCACCAGUUCGAGAUUUGAAUUCUUUUUCGAAUCACAUCUUUCCCAUUUAUAUUUUGCAUGCAUUUUAAGAUCAUUACAGCAAAUCAGAAUUUUUGUUUUCAAGUGAUUUUUAUUGCACAAAUGUCAUGUUUAGUGAAAGCCAGUAUAUAAGAAAGACAAUAUUGUUGAAACACAGCCUACUCAUGAAAGGUGACAUUUUACCAUUGACUCAACAUUUUUAUAUAUUUUAGAUUACACAGAUUCAUAAAUUCACUGUAAAAAUGCUAAUCUUCAUUGCUCGCAUUCAUUUUAUUCAAUUAAAGGAAUGUUCAAAGAUUUGACUGACAACUCGGCACACGCUUUUUGUCUUGUGUGAAACUUUCAAAACACUAGAUGGUGUCCUACUCCAAGCUGCAAGGCUACCAAU